CUUCCGGAACGGCAAUAACCGAACGGAAAAUUCCGUAUUUAGAUUUCGGUUAAAUCCGUCAAGACAACCGUUGUCCACAGUAACAAGCAUGGCAGAAUGGGUGGAAUUAUCCCGAGCCCUUAAAAAACAGUCAGAUGCAGAAAAUCUACGUAAAAGAACACAAGAGAAUUUAAAAAAUGUUACUCAAAGAGAUGCACACAUUGUGGCACCUCUUGAUUAUUCAUUCUUUGGCUUGUCAACAGUGGAGGAUGCUGAGACAUUGGAGCCUAGAGCUGUAGAAGUCAGCAAAGGGGUUUCACAUGCCACAUCAUCUAGCAAGAGCAAAGGGCGGUGCCUUCGUAUGAACAACAACUCUUUAGUUGAUAUCAAGGGACUGUAUAAUUUAGUUACCAAUCUGUUUCUCAUCCCUGACUGGAUUGGUUGGAUAGACCUGUCCUACAACCAGUUGCCAAUUAUUGAUCCGGUGCUCCUGAAGUUUGAGAAACUGGAAAUCUUGUAUCUUCAUGGCAAUGCUAUCAAAGACAUUAAGGAAGUGAACAAAUUGGAAGAUGCUCGGUCGUUACGCAAACUGACUUUGCAUGGCAAUGAAUUGGAGAAUGAGAAGGACUAUCGCAAGAAAGUCCUGGCAAUGCUUCCACAGCUGCGCAGUUUGGACUUCAGCCCUGUCACCAAGGGGGAGAACAUCACAGUUCUAUGCUGGAAGAAGAUAAACUCUCCUAAAAAGAAGAAAGUGAUUGCAGAAGACUGAUUAUUUUGCUAACUUAAAUGUCAGUAUUUACCUUAACCUUGCAUUCAUGCUAAAAUUAUUUUCAAAAUGAAUCUUUCAGGCCAUUGCAGGUGUGAUUAUGUGUUUUUGGUUUUAUAUUUUUAUUGAGAAGGAAUAUUUAGAUGGAUGUAGGUGUGAAAUUAUUUUUAUAUUACUUGAUUUUUGAUCCUAGUUUUCAGAAUUUAAGCAGACAACUGUUUUAUUUGCAAGAGAAAAUCCUUUGAACAUUGGAACUACCAAGACUUCAUUUUCUAUGUCAUCACAAAAAUAGGCCUAGUAAAAUAAUAACUUGAUGAAGCUCUUGGAUGGGGUCUAGUCUAAAGUAAGAAAUAAGUCACUCUGUAUGUGCUUUUAGCCAACAAGAAGUUUCUGAAAGGCAGCACACUUUUGUGUCAAAACUCAAUGUUAGUGUUAUGUUUUAUUGAUCUGUCAGCAGUGUUGAGCUUAAGUGGACGUUUGUCUCAGAUCAGCCUUAAUAUCCUCAGAAGUGCACUCAGAUAUUCCGACCAAAUGAAAUGCUCGGGGUUAAUUUAUUUAAGGUAGCGAGGGAUUAAAAAAAUGCCAAAAUCAACAUGUUUGUCAUUUAUGACACUGCAAAAAAAGAUUUUUUAUCUUCAACUAGAUUUACAGGAGAAUGAUUCCAGCACGUAUGAAUAGUCACAAAGACUCGGAAGGCAGUGAUGUUAACAUGUAAUCUCACUUUUUUUAAAAAAUGUAUUCCCAGCAGGCUUUUCACAUAUUUUUCAAAAGUUGAGGUACGUAAUGAUGGUGAAGGUCUGAAUUUUAGGUGUAACUGGAUAUUCUACCUUUUUUUUUUUAGCCCUGGUGAUAACUGGGUUGUCAUUUUCUAUUCUAAAAGAAAAAUUAUUAAUGGAGACAAAUUGAUUGAGAUAAAUUAAGCACUGUUCUGUGAUCCUGUUGAGGAUUGAGUAGAGAUGGGUGCAAGUGGGAGAACUCACUGAUGUUUGUCACCUUACUUUUUGCAGAGUUUUGAGCUAUGUAGUUGGUGUCCAUUGUCUUACAAUGCCGUUCUCUAUGAAACUAAAUGCUGUAAAAAAGGAAAGGAAUGGAUUGUGAAUAGGUAAUUAAGCUGUUAAAGCAAUGGUUGUGACAUUAAGUCUUUGAACGAGUAGGUUUAGGAGAGUAUGCAGAGCUGGAGGAUACAAGUCAGAUUAUUUAGGUGGAUGGGGGAGAAAAGCAGGAAUAAUUAUGCCCAUAACCCCAGAUCUACAGAGUGGCUUGAGCGUAAAACUAUAUUGCGGUAUUAUAAUUUCGCAAAGCAACAUUUCUGAAUAGAUGGCUUUAAUAGAGCACAAAGUACUUAAGUGCAAUUGAGCCUGCUGCAACUAGUAGAUGAACAUUAAAAUUGGUGUAAGAAAAGAGAACUGUGACUCUAAAUGAGCAGUCAUGUGGUUUUUAGAAUAUAUUAUUUAAAUGUUAUUAAGAUUGUGAUGAAAUUUCUUUUUCUAAGAAUUAUUAUUAUGUGUGUCAAAAUUAUCAUUUAUCUGCCUGUUAUGUGCCAAUUAUGAAAUGCUGGGGUAGGAGGAUUAUUGUAUGUUUGUGUUUUGUUAUAGUAUACAUGCAGCAAUGGUACUUUGGGGACAAAAUGUAUAUUUUCUUGGACGAGUCAGUUUCAGCUGUAACUUGUAAAUGCAUACGAUGAGUUUUAUCACAUACAUUUUUUUGUAAAAUUUU
Pomacea canaliculata is the source of this 2461-nucleotide messenger RNA. RefSeq names its product leucine-rich repeat-containing protein 51-like. Gene Ontology annotation, molecular function: protein binding. Bases 89 to 748 code for a protein of 219 amino acids. The record is from RefSeq and is a predicted model, not a curated record. Lineage: Eukaryota; Metazoa; Mollusca; Gastropoda; Architaenioglossa; Ampullariidae. The transcript has 6 exons.